CGUAUAAGACCCUCUUUCCUACCGCUCCAACCCAAACACCAACAAGAUCAUCACAACAGCAACCACAAACACUUCUUUAAAAUCCAUCUUCCUAAACCACUUUCUCAGCAGCCAAACGAAACCAAAAAAAAAAGAAUUUGCAGUUGCAGUGCCGAAGAUUUUCAAGGUCUAAUCAGCUUCCCGAAAACUCCACCAACAGAGAAGGAAAUGUCGGUGCAAGAAUAUCUGGACAAGUACAUGCUUUCUCGGAAAAUCGAGGACGCCGUCAAUGCCGCCGUUAGGGCCAAGACUCCCGAUCCCGUUCUCUUCAUUUCUAAUCAUAUGAGGAAAGCCGUACCUUCGGUGAUCACCAAGGUUAAAGCCAGGCAAAUCCUGGAUAGCAGAGGAAUUCCUACAGUUGAAGUUGAUCUUUACACCAAUAAGGGCAUGUUCCGUGCUUCUGCUCCUAGCGGCUCUUCUUCUGGAAUGUAUGAAGCUAUUGAAUUACGUGAUGGAGACAAGGGAACGUAUCUUGGACAUAGUGUGCAAAGAGCUGUUAAGAAUAUUAAUGAGAAAAUAUCUGAGGCUUUGAUCGGUAUGGAUCCGACUCUUCAGUCACAAAUUGAUCAGGCAAUGAUAGACUUGGACAGGACAGAGAAGAAGGGUGAACUUGGUGCAAAUGCAAUUUUAGCCGUUUCAAUUGCUGCUUGCAAAGCUGGAGCUGCUGAAAAGGAGCUUCCACUUUACAAGCACAUAGCUGAUCUCUCUGGAAGAAGCCACCUGAUUCUUCCUGUCCCUGCCUUCUGUCUGAUAAGUGGUGGAAAACAUGCUGGAAACAAUCUGGCUCUUCAGGAUAUUAUGAUUCUUCCUGUUGGAGCGAAAAAAUUUGAGGAGGCAAUGCAAAUGGGCUCUGAAACGUACCAUCAUUUAAAGGUAACUUCCUUCAAUUGGAAAAUAACAUCUUUUGGGUUUUGAUCUUAGCUUAAUGGUUCUUAUCUUUUAAAGUUACUGCUUGGUUUUUAUUUCUUUAGCGUGAAACAUCUAAAUUUCUCUUUUAUUGAAAAGGGGAAAACCAUUCUCAAUUGUUCAUUUUCUGUUUUUGCAGCUUGAUAAU
This is a messenger RNA of Camellia sinensis, 1093 nucleotides long. Lineage: Eukaryota; Viridiplantae; Streptophyta; Magnoliopsida; Ericales; Theaceae. The record is from RefSeq and is a predicted model, not a curated record.